Penicillium robsamsonii is the source of this 411-nucleotide messenger RNA. RefSeq names its product mediator of RNA polymerase II transcription subunit 31. Gene Ontology annotation, cellular component: mediator complex; core mediator complex. The coding region runs from base 1 to 411 and encodes 136 amino acids. The record is from RefSeq and is a predicted model, not a curated record. The transcript has a single exon. NCBI's taxonomy places the organism in Eukaryota, Fungi, Ascomycota, Eurotiomycetes, Eurotiales, Aspergillaceae. Gene Ontology annotation, molecular function: transcription coregulator activity. Gene Ontology annotation, biological process: regulation of transcription by RNA polymerase II.
AUGGAGGAUCGACCAACCCUGACCAACCCGCGCUUCACUCUCGAACUUGAGUUCGUCUCAUCUCUCGCCAAUCCUUACUAUCUGUCACACCUGGCAGUCACAUAUCCCAAUCUCUUGGGUAUCUCUCGUGCCGAUGAUGACGAUGAUUCCUCUUCGCCAGAUGCCCAGGCGUUUGCAGCCUACCUAGCCUACCUUUACUCCUACUGGAAGACACCCGAGUACUCUCAGUUUCUCACUCACCCGGGCCCCACAUUACGAGCGCUUCGACUGCUCCAGGAGGACAACUUCCGCCGUGACAUUAUUCUACCCCAGGUCAUUGAAGGUCUGGCAGGGGUCAGUGUCCCUGACCCGGCUCAGACGGAGACCGAUACAGCAGAUGAAAAGCAGGAUGGUCCAAAUGGAAAGACAUGA